Durusdinium trenchii is the source of this 1401-nucleotide messenger RNA. The record is from the annotation of a GenBank genome assembly. Lineage: Eukaryota; Dinophyceae; Suessiales; Symbiodiniaceae.
AUGGUUGGGUUAAAAAGAUUGGCUGGUGCUUUGUGGGUAGCACAGUUCAUUGAGGUAUUAAAGACUGAUGUGACAGAUCUUGGCUACAAAGUUGCAUCACAGAUUGUGGACAGCCAAAAAUUUGUGGUUCGGCAACGGCGGAACAGACUUUAUGCAUGUAUGGAGCUUGACAGGGGCCUUGGUCUUGCAGACUUUCCAUCCCACUUUGCUGCCACAUUGAAAAGCCUGCAGACAGACUUGCACUUCCCCAUGGAGGAAUGCUUCAUCCAGGAUGCACCAGAAGUACCACCACGUACAGACAGAGAGACACAAAUGCUAGCUCGGGCAUUAGAAGAAGGAAAGGCUGCUAGACUGCAAGAAAUGCAAAUACAGGCUGAUGCAGAGAAUGUGGAGAGCUAUGACAAGAUGCUAGAAAAGAAGCCUUUUGCACAAAGCCUGGCAGGAAAUAGUUUUACCGGAACUGUCGUGCAAGCUGUCACCAUCACCAGCUUUGUAUGCUGCAAAGUUUGGAGAGAUCAGACUGCCUGCACAUCCCCAGAGGCAGCGUCCCUGCAGCAGAAAGCUGGCCAACAGUGUUUGCCACAUCCUUCAACCCAGAGUUUGUCGGCAGCAAUGGCCAAAGACAGCGCAACCAAUGAGCCAAGACUGGUUGAGUAUCAAGGUUCUGUGCUGCACCGGUGUCGGGGGAAGCAAGCCUGGUUGCGCAAGGUGCGCAAAGAGCUGGUUCAGAAGAGAAGAGGAAGAGGCAACCACAAAGCAAAAGGAAAGAAAACAAUGACCAGCAUUUAUCAGAAGGAGCAAAUCUUCCAGGCCUAUGAGAAGGCCAAGGGUGCUGGUGAUGAGCAAGCCUUGAAACAGGUGAAAUCAAUGCACGGCUACUUCAAGGGCUGCAUGUGCAAGACCAAGUGGGGUUCAAUCAGGGUAGCGCAAUCAUGGACAUUGCUGUGCAAAACAGCUCCGGCACUGUGCAAGCGUCACAAAGAACUGCCCAAUGCAUUGCGGAAGAUUUUGCAAUUGGGCAGUCUGAAGCACAAUCAUGUCGCAAGUGGGAACGGGGAGCAGGUCCAUUUGCCACCACCGCUUGAGAUAUGCAUCGAGGACAUGCUCAUGGAUCGAAUCGUGAGAGGUGAAGAAAUGACUAUGACAUUUGCCUCCCAAACCAUUUGCUUUGCAGUAGAGCUGUGGAAUGAAUGCAUCAGCACCAUGGAGCAGUUGCUCCGGGACAAUGUUUGGGACAUGCUGAAGCAACAGGACUCGCACUUGGCUGACCUUUCUGAAACGGAGCUCAAUGGGAGGUUUGCUACUGUUCUCAAGGCAGCUCAGCAAAUGAUGAGACCGGUCCACCUGAAAGACACAGAUGCUGCAUUGCUGUGGCUCGGCGCAGGCUUGCUUCAUUUCUAA